AUGGCCCCGUGGAGCCGAGAGGCGGUGCUGAGUCUCUAUCGGGCUCUGCUGCGCCAGGGCCGAGAGCUUCGAUACACUGAUCGAGACUUCUACUUUGCCUCCAUCCGCCGUGAGUUCCGGAAAAAUCAGAAGCUGGAGGAUCCUGAGGCCCGGGAGAAGCAGCUGGAGAAGGGCCUUGUCUUCCUCCACAGCAAACUAGGGGGACUUAUUUAGGAUCCUCUCCUGUCCCCUCCCACCCUAAUUUCAAGGGAAAGAGAACAAAGGUGCCUUCCGCAGACAUUCCUGCUCUCUUCCAGCCCCUCCUCACAGAUGCACUAAGACUCCGCAGGUUACCAUGAGAAUUGAAUGAGUGC
Sciurus carolinensis (gray squirrel) is the source of this 353-nucleotide messenger RNA. RefSeq names its product MIEF1 upstream open reading frame protein-like. The record is from RefSeq and is a predicted model, not a curated record. Lineage: Eukaryota; Metazoa; Chordata; Mammalia; Rodentia; Sciuridae.